Calypte anna (Anna's hummingbird) is the source of this 2371-nucleotide messenger RNA. It is a transcript of the gene GMFB, whose product is annotated as glia maturation factor beta. NCBI's taxonomy places the organism in Eukaryota, Metazoa, Chordata, Aves, Apodiformes, Trochilidae. Gene Ontology annotation, biological process: negative regulation of Arp2/3 complex-mediated actin nucleation; actin filament debranching. Bases 78 to 506 code for a protein of 142 amino acids. Gene Ontology annotation, molecular function: actin binding; Arp2/3 complex binding. The record is from RefSeq and is a predicted model, not a curated record. Gene Ontology annotation, cellular component: actin cortical patch. The transcript has 7 exons.
GGAGGCGGCGGGCGGCGGCGGCUUCCGUUGCGGGCGCGCGAGCGGCGGCGGUUGGGCGGGUGCUGCGCGCGCGCAAGAUGAGUGAAUCUCUGGUGGUUUGUGAUGUUGCUGAAGACCUGGUGGAGAAACUGAGAAAAUUCCGGUUUCGUAAAGAAACCAACAAUGCUGCCAUUAUCAUGAAAAUCGACAAGGAUAAGCAGUUGGUGGUGCUGGAUGAGGAGCAUGAGGGCAUUUCUCCUGAUGAGCUAAAAGAUGAGCUGCCUGAGAGACAACCUCGAUUCAUUGUGUAUAGUUACAAAUAUCAGCAUGAUGAUGGAAGAGUUUCUUAUCCACUGUGCUUUAUCUUCUCCAGUCCAGUUGGAUGUAAACCUGAACAGCAGAUGAUGUAUGCUGGAAGCAAGAAUAAACUUGUACAGACAGCUGAACUCACUAAGGUAUUUGAAAUAAGAAAUACAGAAGACCUAACUGAAGAGUGGCUGCGUGAGAAACUGGGCUUCUUCCAUUAAGAAAACUUUUGUCAUGAGUAUUUAUGUACCAUCCUGAUGAUACUGGAACCAGACAUGAAUACUUACAUCUAAAAAAUGCACUGUAUUUAAACCUGUCUCCUGCAGUAUCUCUCUUGUGCAAAGUUUGUGCAAAGAAUAGCAGGUCUGUCUCCUCCAAGUAACAAAUCUUUGCAGGUGUUUCCUUAUUUGUACCUGUUAAAAGGGAAUACUCCUCUGCAGGGACUCCUUUUGCACUCUUGUGACUAAUAUUUCUAUAACUAAAAUAAUUCUGGAUUUCUAAUUAUCUACAAACAUAAUUUGGAAGCUGAAGCUAACUUUUUCUGAGCUACAAAUGCAUCCUUAUGAUACAUACUAGCCAUUUAUAUGCAGAAAUUGUGUACUUUCUGUCACUUACUGUUCAGAUUUUUGACUUCAUGUCUUCUCAGUUUUGCAAACUACUCCCUGGAAGCAUUUAGUCUUAAAAAGACCAAAUCCUUUUACAGCAGAUCCAUCCCUUUAUCUUUCCAUCAAGACCAUGUGAACUGUUUCAUAUUCUUGGAGCUAAUUGUUGCCAUUUCAGUAAUUCCUCAGUUGACUGAAUCAGUCUUACUAAAUUUCAGGGCAAAGCUUUGACUGUCCAGUCCUCAUGCUGAUGCAGUCUUACAGGAACUAGAUGAUAACUAAGGGCUGAAUUACAACUCUGGUUACUCUCCUACCAGAUGUCUGGCAUAUAUAACUUAUUACACUGUUCAGAAGUUUACCUCUUUGCUCAUUUCCUGUUACAUGAACACCUGUUAAUACUGUGUGCCUUUAAUUUGUUAGCUUUAAAAUGACUUGAGAAUUUUACACUGCCACUUACUAUGAAUUUGGUGAAAACUUUCAUAAAGGAUCCAAGUAACAUUUUUUUUCCUAGUGCCUAUUGUUGCAGGUGACAUCUGUGAAAAAACAAACAAAAAAGCUAACUUUUUUCUUUGAAAUUCCAGUCAUCUACUCCAUUUGUAGGAGUCAGGAGGUUAAAGCUUUUCAUGCUAAUGAAUGAUUUAUAUCUCUUGUUAUAAAAGUUGGCCACAUGUAGCUUUUGAGUACUUUAAUUACAGUCUCUUUCUUAUCUCCUUGUUGGUCAGAAUUACAUUCCAGAUAAAGCUUUUGCAUAAGUGAUAAUUUGGGUUUUGUUUCCAUACCAUUCAUCUCUUUGAAACAGCAAAUAUUCUAAUGUGAAAAUAGUAUUUAACUUUUAUAAAUGACCAGUCUUUUUACAGGUCUGUUUUAUAUUGACUAGAGUAGUUGUCUGAUAUGGGACAUGUCCAUGCAGUGGCAAAAGGAGCACUUGUGACAGUAUUUCACUAUCUUGCUCACGAGUGUUUGUUGUGCUACUGAAGAAGUAUCAGUGUAAGAGCAUCUUCCUGUUGAUAACAACCUCAAAAUACAGCUGCCCUGACAAACCUGUUGGGUGGGAAGGAAUGCAGUGUUCAAUUUGGAGGCCAGUAUUUCAUGCUGUGAAACCUUUGCUGAAAGGUUUAUUUUUUCCUUUGUAAAGAUAGGUGUUAGUGUUAAAACACUAAUUCUUCCAAGAUCACAAGGAAUUCAUUUGCAAAAGUCCUCAGUGUUGGUAAAUGUCUUCUCAGUUUGAUGUUACUGCUCAUUUAUUUGCACACAGAUCUGACUCGAGAGGAGCUUUUCAAAAUACAUGUUAGAAUCAUCCAAUUAAAUUGAUCUUUCAGUGUGGGGAAGAAAUGCUUGUAAUUACAAUUACAUUUUUGUGUUAAGGUGGUGAACUGGAAAACCAAUUUCAUUUCCCUGGACAAAAAAAAAAAAAAGAGUUGUGAAACUGUUGCUUAUGAUCAUGCUGUACUGCAAAUCAAUAAAACAAUGUCUUUUGUGACAAA